Messenger RNA from Oncorhynchus gorbuscha (pink salmon), 6000 nucleotides. It is a transcript of the gene rin2a, whose product is annotated as Ras and Rab interactor 2a. Gene Ontology annotation, cellular component: cytosol; endocytic vesicle. Gene Ontology annotation, biological process: signal transduction; vesicle-mediated transport. Lineage: Eukaryota; Metazoa; Chordata; Actinopteri; Salmoniformes; Salmonidae. Gene Ontology annotation, molecular function: small GTPase binding; guanyl-nucleotide exchange factor activity. The record is from RefSeq and is a predicted model, not a curated record.
GCAAAUGAACAUACAAAACUCCUUAUCCUGCCACUCCGUCAGGCUUUUGUUUUCCUCUCCAGACGUUGAUGCCCGGGGAGGUCGUUUGCGCGGUGGACGAAGGAAAGAAAAUGGAAAGGCACUAGGUCAAAUCUUGGACGGAGCCGACUCGGGAAAGGAGCGGAGCCCAACUUUCUACGAUGAACUACACCGUAAUUUCAAUGACACAGAAAUAACUUUUCAUUUAUAUUUUACUACACAAUGAUAGGCUAUUCUAUAAGCCUACAUACAGCAGGGUUGUCGGUUUAGGAGCUCAAUUCUGCCGACUGGGCGUGCACCUAUGAAAGAGAAACAAACACAGGCACGACGAAGGACAGGAGGAUAGCAUGUCAACAAGCACACUCAUCCAACCCAGCCUCAGGGAGAAGAAAGGCAGCUUCUUCAAGCUGAUCGACUCAUUUGCCUGGGAGAUCGGGACUCUGAAGAGGGAGGUGGUGCAGAAGGCUGAGCCAGCAGAGAGGGACCCAGAGCCUGUCGUACUACAGGGGCUGGAUGGGGAAGUGGGAGGUCUGUUUCUACAGGCUCCUCCCUGUGUUGGUGUGGGGGCACGGCUGGCUGGAGCUAGAGAUUCAGGCUACGACUCGUUGCGUAGAAGGAUGAGUGUGUUGGACAGGCUGGUGCAGACGCACGUUGUGUGGCUGCAGCUGGGACUUAACCAUGCAGACUCCACAAGCAUACUGGAACCGCAGCCCACCGGGACGUUUCUGGUGAGGAAGUCGACUACCCUGCAGAGGAAGGUGAUCUCUCUGCGUAUGCAUCAGGACUCUGAGACACCCGUCAAAGACUUCCCUGUGAAGGAGAGUCAAUACACAUUCUCCUUGGAGGGAUCGGGCCUCGGCUUCGCAGACCUGUUCCGUCUUGUGGCCUUCUGCUGCAUCAGCAGGGAUGUCUUGCCAUUCACCCUAAAGCUUCCUGAAGCCAUCUCUGCAGCCAGGACACCAACAGACUUGGAGGAGGUGGCCAAGCUAGGAGCAGGCUUCUGGGACUCUGAGCAUUGCUGCAGGAACAAGAGUUCCGUCUCCCGGUUGUCCGGGACAACCAUCCAGGACCAAUCACUCAGCCCCCUGGUCACCCGCACCCCGUCCCAGCUUGAGUGUUCCCAGUCCAACGGGGCUCUCUGCUUCAUCAACCCCCUCUUCCUGAAGGUUCACGACCCAGAGGGGGGCAACCACACCCCUCCCUCCUCCACCAGCUACUACAACAACCCCCACCACCUAAACAACAAUAGUACUACAGCAACAACGGUACAAGGUCAACAGCACUGUACCAGCAACCCAGAGCAACUUAUCGACUGCACAAACAGCCCUCAACCCCCUAGCAACAGCCCUCAGAGUCCUAGCCCUGGCAACAGCCCCCAGCAUUAUAACAACAGUGUGAGCCAGGCUAAGAGCGUGUCCCGCCCACCACCGCCUCGCCCCCCACCUCCCCAUUGUGCUCCCCGUCGCCCUGCCCCUCCUCGACGCCAGUGCAGCAUGCCUGAGAAGAUAUCCUGGAUCAACCCCCCCAAAGAGAAGGACAGGGUGGGAGAGAGGGAGAAAGGAGGAGAAAGAGAGAAGGGCAGUAGCCUUCUCUCCCGUCUGGGCUCCUCUCUCAGUAUCAGUCCAUCCUCUUCUUUCCUCUUAUCCUCCCCUCCUAAGAAGCUCAGCAUCAGUGCCCCCAUCUCUAUUCCCUUGUCCCUCUCCUCCCCAAGUAGGCCAAAACCCACGCCGCCAAGCGAUGUCGACUGCCAUCUUGCUCUCGAUGACCAGACUAUUGAGAAUGCCAUUUCUCUCAGUCUGGCUAAGCUGUCACUGAGAAAUGCCACCACGCCUGAUGACAACACAGAGGGAAACAGUCCGUCCACUCAAGACCCAGCCCCCUCCCGUCGAGAGGAAGGAGGAAGAGAAAGAGGAGGAAGAGGGGACAGUGUGCAGCGCCUGAGCGACAUGAGCCUUUCCACCGAAUCCUCUGCCGACUCACUAGACUUUUCCCAGGGCUUCUUCCCCCUCUCUCUGAACCCAGCCCCCCCACCACCAACAACCUGGUCCUGCCCCCCCCUCACCCACCCCUACAGCAGCAUGGAGGAAGAUGAUGAUGAUGAAGACGAAGCAGACUUCGGCGGGAGCCUGGAGAGCGACCAAGACCAGGACCUGACCAUCACCCCUCCUGGGCUGCGCACCAAACGGCGAGCCAGCGCCGGGGCCAUGGUCAUCCAGCGGGCCCUCAGGGGCCACCUCCGUAAAAUGAGUGGGGUGUUUAACUCGCUGAUGACUCCAGAGAAACGGGCCAUACGGAGAGUCCUGGAGCUGUCGAGGGACAAGGGGUCUUACUUCGGCUGCCUGGUGCAGGACUACCUGAGCUUCCUGCAGGAGGGAGGCGGCAGCCAGGCCUGGCAAUGCCACGCAUCAGGACUGGAGUUGCUGCAGACGCUACGCCAGUUCAUCACCCAGAUGAAGAGCUACCUGCGGCAGAGCUCUGAGCUGGAGCCCCCCAUCGAGUCACUCAUCCCAGAGGAUCAGAUCGACUAUGUCCUAGAGAAGGCCAUGCAUAAGAUUGUCCUGAAGCCCCUAAAAGGUGUGGUGGGGGUGGCCCUCCAGGAGUUCCAGGUCCGCAGCGGGGCAUGGCAGGAGCUUAAGGAGAACCUCUCAUUGGCCAAGGUCCGGCAGCCCCAGGAAAUGGGCGUGACUGACGCACUCCCUCCAGAUCCAGUCGCCAUAGAGAAGAUCCGGCACAAGUUUCACACCAUGUGUAAACUCUACUCCCCUGAGAAGAAGGUGACCAUGCUGCUGCGCGUGUGUAAACUCAUCUAUACCAUCAUGGAGGACAACUCAGGUCGUCUGUACGGGGCAGAUGACUUCCUGCCCAUGCUGACCUAUGUGUUGGCCCAGUGUGACAUGCCUCAACUAGAUAACGAGAUCCUCUACAUGAUGGAACUGCUGGACCCCUCUCUGCUCAAUGGAGAAGGUGGAUACUACCUGACCAGUGCGUACGGAGCCAUGUCCCUCAUUAGGAACUUCCAAGAGGAGCAAGCAGCUCGUGUACUCAGUUCUGAAACACGCAACACACUCCACCAGUGGCACCGUCGCCGCACCACCCAGCGCACUGCUCCCUCUGUAGACGACUUUCAGAACUACCUGCGAGUGGCGCUCCAGGAGCUGGACAGCGGCUGCACGGCCAAAACCCUGCAGGUGCAGCCCUACGCCACCACAGAGGAAGUCUGCCAGAUCUGUGCCUACAAAUUCAAAGUUCCCGACCCUGAGGAUUACGCUCUGUUCCUGCUCACAGAGGGCUCGAGCCAGCAGCUAGCCCCUGACACAUACCCCCAAAAGAUCAAAGCUGAGCUCCACAGUCGACCCCAGGCCGCACCCUUUCACUUCGUCUUCCGUCGCGUGGCUAACCUCAAUGAACUGGACGUGACCUCUUUUGACCCCCAGUCCAUCCUCAAUAACGUCACCCUUACCACGGACUCUGAGCCCAAUCACAAUGAUGUAGCCUUAACCCCUUCGGACCCCCAACCCAACUUCAACCUGGGUCUCAGUCCCAGUCUCAGCCUCAGUCUACCCCCCAACCAGCAAAAUGGCAACUCCAUAUCUAUCUGAGGCUGCAGGGCUGGAAACCCUCCAUCUGGACAUUCUUUCUGUAACCCAACAAAACUGAUCUGAGCUGUGUUUAACUGGAUUGAACUGGGCCUAACUGGGUUAAGCUGAGCCAUGCUGAGUUUAGCCAAAACAAACUUCCCUUUUUGGUGAAUCUUCUGUCUAGCAGGGCGUCCUCAAAGCGGAAAGCUUUGUCUAAGUAAAGGAGGAAAGGAGAGGAAGAGGGAAGGAAAUGCGACAGAUGGGGUUAUUUUGCAGCUCUAUUUGUGAACCUUUGGGACAUGGAACUCAAGGAGCACACAUGAGGGCAAACGCCAUUCACAUAAAGGAUGGAUAUGGAUGGAUAAAGUGAGGGCAAACGCCACUCACAUAAAGGAUGGAUAUGGAUGGAUAAAGUGAGGGCAAACGCCACUCACAUAAAGGAUGGAUAUGGAUGGAUAAAGUGAGGGCAAACGCCACUCACAUAAAGGAUGGAUAUGGAUGGAUAAAGUGAGGGCAAACGCCACUCACAUAAAGGAUGGAUAUGGAUGGAUAAAGUGAGGGCAAACGCCACUCACAUAAAGGAUGGAUAUGGAUGGAUAAAGUGAGGGCAAACGCCACUCACAUAAAGGAUGGAUAUGGAUGGAUAAAGUGAGGGCAAACGCCACUCACAUAAAGGAUGGAUAUGGAUGGAUAAAGUGAGGGCAAACGCCACUCACAUAAAGGAUGGAUAUGGAUGGAUAAAGUGAGGGCAAACGCCACUCACAUAAAGGAUGGAUAUGGAUGGAUAAAGUGAGGGCAAACGCCACUCACAUUAAGGAUGGAUAAAAGCUUUGAAAUAGUCUUGUUACAGACACAGACAGACCGUCUAUACGGUCAUACUGCAAAAGUGUCUGAAAGUUCAUAUUCGGGGUCAGUUUUUGGUUUGUAACUCCUAGUGGUGAAGCAAAGGAUAAGUCGAGGGAAAGCUGAUCUCAGAUCUGUGGAUAGGGUUCACUUUUGUCUGCAAUGGUUCCAUCUCGUGAUGUACUCAUUCUGUCCAUUCACUUUUUCUUCAGACAGAAUAUAGCCUUUAUAGCAAAUAUACAGCAUUUACUUUAUCUGGGUGAUAGCCUACAUCUAUUAUGAAUUACUUGUUGCAGUUGCUGGUAAAAUUGCAGGAUAUGUAUUUUUAUGGAAUAUUGUUUUAUCAUUGCAUGUUCUUUUCUUUGUUAAAUGUUAGAAGCGGGCAUGUCUGCCAGUGACGAAAUAAUGAACGUCUUUAAUUUUAUGAUUAUCCAGGAGAUAUGAUACUGUACAUCCCUCAUAGCUAAUCCUUAGUUUAUAGAGGUCAUUGCUGUCAUAGUGAUUGUGUGAUAUAUGAUUGACUGGCUUGGUCUACAGUACCGGCGUCAAAUCCCAGACAAGGUCAUGAAAUAUUGUACUACUGACAAAUAUUAAAAGUAGGCCUAAAUUGCCUUAUGAAAUUUGGUGUGUCAAUUCUCAAGCUGGUCUGAGAUUAUGCACACACACACACACACACACACACAAAUGCACAAACUUGUGUGUGUUUUGGCUCUUGGCUGGUAAGAUUUUGAGCAAUGGGUAUGAGGACAUAAGAGAUUUGCAAGGAUGCAGAUUUGAGAAAACAUAAGAAACCUGCACACUGCUCUUGCUAGGUAUCACUGCUCUUUUUUUAAGCUUUGACAAAGGCCUUGAGGUCGAUACAUAAAGGUUAAUAAAGAGCAGUGAUACUAGCAAGUGUAAUGUGCAGGUUUCUUUUUCAAUUGUUACCAUGCACCCUGCAACAAAGAUGGCUAAGAUGUGCAAGUGCCUUUUGAAUUUUGAAGGACACAGAUUUAAAAGACGGAGAGCGAAAAGAAUGAGAUGUGAAGUAGAACUGAAUCAUUAAUAAAAUAAGGCUCUAAUGUUUUUCGUUAACUGAACACAAAUCAUGUUUAAACAAAUUGCAUUCUAUUAAUGUAUCAGUACUUCAAUGUUUACCAUUUGAAAUGUAGAGUUGGGCAUUGCUGGUGCUGUAGAACGAUAACAGAAAAGUGAAAUGGUAAAUGUGAUUGAGGAAAGGUUGAGGAGGCAAUAGCAUUAUUGUUAAACACUAUGUAGCUUGUAAUGUUAGUUAAAAAUAUUUAAAUAUAUUUCAACUUUUUUGGGACUUAGGUGUUAUCCUGUUUUAAAUGUAUGUUAUACUAUAAUACAAUUGCUACUCUAACAAGAUUUUAAAUGAUACACAUGUUUGUAUUUAUAUCUGUGCUGGGAUUUUGUUCACAGAUUGCAAUAUAACAGAAAUGGAAAAACAGUCUUCCAAUCUCAACAAGAAAUGUACUUAUGUUCCUAUGCUAAAGACUCUCUGUAUCAUUGAAUGAUAUUAUUUUGCACUCAAUAAAUUUUGGUCAUGAAUUUGACUGUG